This is a messenger RNA of Nothobranchius furzeri (turquoise killifish), 3559 nucleotides long. Lineage: Eukaryota; Metazoa; Chordata; Actinopteri; Cyprinodontiformes; Nothobranchiidae. The record is from RefSeq and is a predicted model, not a curated record.
AUGAAGGAAGAAGUGUGGAAGAUGUCGAAAGAGGCCAGAAGGAUCGGAGGCGAGGGAGAAGCUGUGGCCCCAGGUGGAGGAAGCCAGACGACGUGGAAAGAAGGCCUUCUUGAAGGAAGGAUACGCCAUCAUCGAUGGGAGGAAGACGAGGAACUCCUGGAGGCCACGCAGGAAUCUCCAGAGCUCCUUGCUGCAGUCCUCCCUCCCCCACCUCCUGCUGCCAGCUCUAAGAUGCUGCCUGAGUCCUGGCAGGCAGCUCUGACUGCAGAACAGCAGGAGUGGAUCGGCCGGGUGCUGUUCACCAGGGACGAUGCUGGGAGGCCGCAUCUCAUCACGGAGCUCAGUCCCUGGUGGUACCCUCCCCAGCCCCGGGCGGUCUACAAUCAGCCUCCCGCCUCUCCCGACCCCUUCUUUGCAUGUCGGCUCUUCCUGUGGAUGCCUCACAGGAUGUGGCACCUGCAGCUGACGUGCCCCCAGCCUUUGUGCAGCGGCAUCCUGAUAAAGGCUGGGCUCUACAGGACCAUCCGGAGGGUCCUGGACAUCGACGGCUGGUAUCUCAUGGCCACUGAGUACCUGGAGUGCCGUCGAUGUAAGAAGAAGGUCGGAGGGUGGUCACAGGGCAUCUUAAGGCAGCUGCCCCCCACCUACAGCUGCCAGUUCCCAGCUGUCCUCACGUACAAGCUGUCCUGUGACCAGAGGGUGGUUGCUAUGCUGAGAUCUCGCACUCUGGGCAACAGUGCCACUCAGCUGUGCAACACCCUGCGGGAGCAGCAUUCCGACGCCUGGAUGCGGAGAGCGAUUCAGUACCUCGGCGUCUGCGAGCAGUUCCUGGCCUUGGGUACCGCGAGGGGGCAGAUCGCACCACCUCCCCAGAUGCCCCCUGUGCCCUCACCCGUCUGGCUGCUGACCGUUUACGGUUACGACGUGCUGACGCGGCUGGACGAGUACAAGGCCAGGAUCACGUCCACCUUCGGAUCCAUCCUAAAGAUGGAUUCCACAAAGAAGGUGACGAAGAAGCUCGCAGGUGCCGCCUCUGGCACGGCCGCCUGGGCUACCAACGUGGGCAACGAGCACGGCCAGGUCCUCAUGAGCGUCCUCACUUGCUGCGAGGGCUCCGAGGGCCUGUCCAAGAUGGCGGCCGGACUGAUGAGGCGGUACCGAUUAGCCGAGGUACCUGCCCCCCAGCUCAUCUACGUGGACCGCGACUGCUGCAGACAGGACGGCGUGUCCAAGACGGCUGCCUUAUUUCCGGAGUGGGAACGGCUCAUUGUUCGGCUGGACAUCUGGCAUCUGAUGCACCGCUUCGCAUCAGGUGUCACCACGGAGAGCCACGAGCUGUAUCCCACCUUCAUGAGGCAGCUGUCUUACUGCAUCUUCGAGGUGGACGCCGAAGAUGCUCGCCGUCUCGUGGGAGCCAAGCGGUCCGAGCUGGAGGGGACGCACGGGAUGGUCAACCUGACGGACGCUGAUGUGAUCCAGCGGAUCAGCAAGGAGGAAUGGAGGCUCCACUGCCGCAGGAGGACGCGUGGAGCAGAGGAGUCGACGCUCCUCAUCCAAAACCUCCUUGACACCUUCAGAGGGCCCGCAGGACACAACACGCUGAACAUCCCGUUGCUAAACGCUCUCCGCAUCCAGGACAUCUGGGACACGCAGAGGCGCCACCUCAGCUGCAUCCAGGACCCCCCUGGCAUGCAGCUGUACACCCAGACGGGCAGUCUGCAAAAAGGAGGGGUCAGACUGCCCAUCUAUCGCUGCGCGAGGGGCUCCACUUCCCUGGAGUCCUUCCAUCUCCACCUGAACCGCUUCAUCCCAGGAACGUCGGCCAGUGCCAAGUACUUCCAGGCGUUCCUGAUUGAUGGACUGGUCAGGUGGAACGAGGACCGCGCAGCGGCAGCUGAGGGACACGAGGCGCCUCUGCUGUCCUACAGUGGCCACCUCAGGCACACCCUUAACCAGAAGAGCCAAAGGGUGUUUGGUCAUCAGAUGGUUAAGGACUUCACCAAGCCUGCUGCUUACACAGGUGAGCUCAUCGGGGUGGAGUACUUGUUCCAGCAGACGGGCCGCGUGCUUGAGGACGUCAGCAUGGACCCUGACGCUCCGGACGAGGCUGCUGCCAUCACCGACCUGGACGAGGUGGACGAGGGUAUCCAGGAGGAUGUGGGCGACCAUGUCGCCGCCUUCGUCCUUGACGACCCAGCCACCAGCACUUCAGGAGCAGCCCGGUCAGGGGAUCCAGCUGUCGCACCCGGGUCUGAGCCAGCACAUCCUGCCGCCCCUGCGCAUCACGCCCCUCCCGAGGUCCCUGGAAGCCAGACUCCUGAAGAGAAACACUCCUCUGAUUCAGAGGAGGAGAUCCAGGGUCCUGACGGCCAGACAGGAUACCAGCAUGUCCUGAAGCUGGCUCAGGCCCUGGUGGAGCUCAGGAGUCUCCAGGGACUGUCUGACAGCAGGGUAGACAGACUCAUCGUGCUUUGGCAACGCCUGCCAGAUCGUGACAAACGACGGAUCGUCUACCCUAGCAGAUGCCGGGAGAGGCUAGACGCCAGCCGUGUGGUGGAGGCCAUGUGCAGCCAGCUCUGCCGUCUGCACCCUGCGGCCAGUCGCGUGGACGGGGUCAGCAGGUCACGCUGGUUCCUAAUCCGCGACGACUACAUGGCCGUCAGACAGGUGGUGCUGUAUUGCCCGAGGCUGAUGGCUCAGACCCAGCUUCAUCUCUAUGAGCUGAACCAGAAGACCAUCUCUCAAUGGUUCAGCCAUAGACAGAAGGGGUGGGAGAAAGGUGUGCUGGAGCAGGGAACUGGCACCGUUUCUGCUCCAACUUUCUCCCACCAGCCCAUCCCUUCUGUGAAAGGGCUGUCCUCCGUACAGGUGGGAAGAGGACAGCCCUUUAAAUACAACCUCCCUGAGGAGCAACAACCUGGUCCCUCCUCCAGGGGACUGCCACCGCCACCACUACCUCCGCCUGCUCCUCAUCCCGGUCCCUCUACCAGCUGCAACCUCCCUCCUUCUUCUGCUCAGAGCCUGCGCGCCAUUCGUCCCUUCCCGGGGUCCACUCCGCUGACUCCUCCUGUUGUUUUGCCUAGGACAACAGCAUUUAGAAGGAGGAAGGCAGCGGAGGCUGCUGCUGCUGCUGGCGUGCAGGCUCCACCAUCAAAGACAGCCCGCCAGCAGUUCACCUGCAGCAAAUGUGGUCAGCCCAAGCGGCUGGACACUGGCCACACCCGCAUUGCAGGUGUGUCGUACUGCGCAUCUGUUGGCGGGAAGUCUGUAGAGGAGUGGAAGAAGGAGAUGAAGAGCAAGACUGGAGGAGGGCCUGAAAAACAGUGACUUUUUGUGACAUUUUCUUCUUUUUUUUUUCAAUUUUGGAACUUGUAAAUAUUGUAAAUAAUUUUUAGAUGUUUUUGUUAUUGUGAUUUUCAGUAUUAAAAUGAUACACACUUUAAAUGUUAGACUAUUUUUAUGACCUUGGACAUAGAUACAUUUAUUACAUGUUUUUUAUAACAUAACAAAUAUAUUUGAACAGAUUUUUUUCAUAUAUGUUCUAUAAUUUUACAUGUGU